This is a messenger RNA of Dendronephthya gigantea, 1195 nucleotides long. RefSeq names its product protein mono-ADP-ribosyltransferase PARP16-like. Gene Ontology annotation, molecular function: NAD+ poly-ADP-ribosyltransferase activity; protein serine/threonine kinase activator activity; kinase binding. Gene Ontology annotation, cellular component: membrane; nuclear envelope; endoplasmic reticulum tubular network. Gene Ontology annotation, biological process: endoplasmic reticulum unfolded protein response. Lineage: Eukaryota; Metazoa; Cnidaria; Anthozoa; Malacalcyonacea; Nephtheidae. Bases 84 to 1052 code for a protein of 322 amino acids. The transcript is spliced from 5 exons. The record is from RefSeq and is a predicted model, not a curated record.
AAAUGGCCAAUUCAAAUGAAAAAUGAAAUAAGUUCAAAUCAUGGCAAUUUUUAGGCCGUCAUGAAGUGAAAAUAUGACACAGAAUGGAAGCAGAAGAAGGUCUUAUCGAUAAGGUUUUGUCAAAAGUUAAAAAUGACCCAUGUUCGGCGGAUUUUCAGAUCAGUUUGUUUAUGUCAGCGUUGCAGAAUUAUCGCCACGACAGCCUACUGCGUCCAUUCCCUUCAAGUUAUCUACACGAGAAUGGCGAGAAAAACACUGAUUCCCUGAAAGAUGUGGCCAAUAGGAUACCAAGAGUUAGCAAAUUAAGGAAAAGCAAACAGCAAAUUUCCAAUGAUGUGUGGAAUUUGAUUGAUUGGAUAACAGAGUUAAAAAAUAAGAAGAUUGUACAAUCACCAACAGCAAGUAAGUUUAAUGAAAUAACAAAGAAGACUGAGAAUUCAAAAAAUUACCACACACCCUCACAUAUUUUUGAAAUAAAAUAUGAUGAUGCAUCGAAUGCUAAAUUUGAUGAACUUCGUCAAGAAAUGGACAUAUUGUAUGGUUACCAUGGCAGUCGGGUUGAAAACUUUUAUUCAAUUUUACAUAAUGGACUACAUGCCCAUUUAAACAAGACCUCUCUCUUUGGCGAAGGGACCUAUCUGUCCAGUGAUCUAAAUGUUAGCAUUCUAUACAGCAAAUUUGGGGAAGGCUGGAAGCAUAGUAGACUUGGAAAUAAUUUGAGUUGUAUAGCUGUCUGCGAAAUCAUUGACCAUCCAGAUGUGAAGAGAUCAGUGCAAGGACCAGGCAGGCAAUCCAGGUCCCGUGCCCAGAACAGCGAAGGAGGGGAUGUGCCUGAGAAGUAUUUUGUUGUCACAAAUAAUCAGUUUGUAAGAGUCAAGUAUAUUUUGGUCUAUACUUCUAGUGGCUAUAGAAAGUAUUUCUACCAAUCUCUCUGGGUAUUCCGACAUCCUCUUGCUUCCUUGGUGAUCAUCUACGUCUUCUGUCUACUUCUUCUGGGCAUAUCACGAACUAAUGGCUUUCAACAGUUCUACAAGAGGCUCUGGCGGACGUAGUAUAUAAUAUAUAUUUUUAAUACUGAUCGCUUAAUUUUUGAAUAAAAUGUAAAAAUGAUACAGAAAUCAUAACAUAUAUCAAAAUUUGAAAUUUCUGAGAAUUGUCAAUCAUCCAGUUCCUCUUUGAGAUCAGCUGGUAAUUC